UAUGACAGAUUGGAUGGAUUUAAAAAAUAAAAGCUUGUUGUUAUCUUUCUCUGUGAAGAUGUUUACCACGUUCUUCUGGAACCUGAGAAUCACAACACUUGUAGACCCCCAAGUGACCUUAUAAUGGAGUCAGGAGACAUCAGACUGUGCUCUUUCACAAAACUAUUACACACUUCUGCGCCUACUAGCUCACAGCUUUGUGGAGAUGUGCGAACAGAAGCGCAUACAGAUUCAGUUGGAGGGACAUCAGGCUCUGUGGGACACAUCAACCCCAUGGACCAGCAGAAAUAUAUAAAAAAGGAAGAGCCUGAAGCUGAAAGCUAUGUCUGUGAAGUGACAUCAAACUCUGUGGAAAACAUCACACCUGUGGAUGAACAGAAAUAUAUAAAACAGGAAGAACCUGAAGAUGAAGACUACCUCUGUGGUGGGACAUCAAGUUCUGUGGAAAACGUAGACCAACAGAGAGGAGGAUUUAAAAGCCUGCAUGUAAAAGAUGAAGACUACAUCUGUACAACGACAGUGUGGGAAAUGAAUGAUGUCCCGUUACAAGAAAUGCAUCCCUGCUCACAGUGUGGGAAGAGUUUCACUGACCAAAAUAAUCUCAGACGACAUCAGUACAUUCACACAUGUGAGAAGCCACAUCAUUGCACAGAGUGCGGGAAGAGUUUUUCUCGACAGUGUUUUCUCGAACAACACCAGCGCAUUCACACCGGCGAGAAACCGUAUCAGUGCUCAGAGUGCGGGAAGAGUUAUUCUCGACAGAGUGUUCUCGAACAACACCAGCGCAUUCACACUGGCGAGAAGCCGUAUCACUGCUCCGAGUGCGGGAAGACUUUUGCCCAACAUGGUAGCCUCCAACAACAUCAACGCAUUCACAAUGGAGAAAGGCCGUAUCACUGCUCAGAGUGUGGGAAAAGUUUUGUUCGACAAAGUGCUCUUCAAAUACACCUUCGCAUUCACACAGGAGAGAAGCCGUAUCACUGCUCCGAGUGUGGGAAGGAUUUUAUGCGACAGAGUGAUCUCCUAAUACACCAGCGCAUUCACACGGGAGAGAAGCCCCAUCACUGCUCAGAGUGUGGGAAGAGUUAUUCUCGACGGAGUGUUCUCGAACAACACCAGCGCAUUCACACAGGUUUGAAGCCUUAUCACUGCUCCGAGUGUGGUAAGUGUUUUGCCCAACAUGGCACUCUCCAAAGACAUCAGCGCAUUCACAAUGGAGAAAAGCCGUAUCACUGCUCGGAGUGUGGGAAGUGUUUUGCCCAGAAUGGUACUCUCCAUCGACACCAACGUAUCCACAGUGGAGAAAACGGCACUGAAUUUUACUCGACAGUAAAAGUAUGCCUAGCACUAAAACGCUACGCACACAUUUUCGUGGUGUUCCCUGGGCACAAACCUGUAAUGGACAUCAAAAAAGAAUCCCGCAGAAUCACAGACCCAAACCUUAUAAUGGAAUCAGCAGAGGUCCGAGCAUGCUCUUUCAGAAAACCUCCAUACACCCCUGCUCCUGCUAGCUCUCAGCUUUGUAGGGAUGUACAGACAGAAACUUUUACAGAUUCAGGUGGAGGGACAUCAGGCUUUGUGGGACACAUCAACCCCAUGGACCAACAGAACCAUGUAAAAAAGGAUGAACCUGAGGAUGAAGGCUUUGUCUGUGAAGCAACGCCAGACCUUGUGGGAUACAUCACACCUAUGGAUGAACAGAUAUAUAUAAAAAAGGAAGAACCUGAGGAUGAAGACUAUCUCUGUGGAGACACAUCAGGCUCUGUUGAAAAUGUAGACCAGCAGAGAGGAUUUCAGAGCUUGCAUGUAAAAGAGGAAGAAUCUAAAGAUGAAGACUACAUCUGUACAACGACAGUCUUGGAAAAUGAUGAUGCCCAGUUACAUGUCCUCUCCUGCUUCUGCUGUUCCCUUUCCUAUACGUCUCAAAUUAACCUCCAGAAACAUAUCACAAGUUGCCACUCCAAUGAAUAUGAGAGACUAAUAAAAUCAGGAGAGAUAAUGUUUGAGAAUCUUAUGCCGCCAAGAAGCUCCAGUUUUCAGCAAACAAUCUCUGGUACUCUGCAAAUGCAGAAAGAAGUCUAUCAGUGCUUGCAGUGUGGGAAGAGUUUUACUGACCAGAAAAAUCUCAGAAGACACCAGCGCAUUCACACAGGAGAGAAACCACAUCGCUGCUCAGAGUGUGGGAAGAGAUUUGUUCGACAGAGUGAUCUCCAAAUACACCUGCGCAGUCACACAGGAGAGAGGCCACAUCACUGCUCAGAGUGUGGGAAGAGUUUCGCCCAACACAGUAAUCUCCAAAGACAUCAGCGCAUUCAUAAUGGAGAAAAGCCAUUUCACUGCUCACAGUGUGGGAAGCGUUUUAAGCAACAGAGUCACCUCCAGACACAUCAGCGCAUCCAUACAGGAGAGAGGCCGUAUCACUGCUCACAGUGUGGGAAGAGUUUUAUUCAACAAAGUGAUCUCCAAACACACCAACGCAUUCACACCGGAGAGAGGCCGUAUCAGUGCUUACAGUGUGGGAAGAGCUUUAAUCGGCAGAGUACUUUCAAAGCUCACCAGUUCAUUCACACAGGAGAAAAGCCACAUCACUGCUCACAGUGUGGAAUGAGUUUUGCCCAUCACAGUAGUCUCCAACGACACCAACGAGUUCAUACAGGAGAGAAGCCGUAUCACUGUUCAGACUGUGGGAAGAGUUUUAUUCAACAAAGUGAUCUCCAAACACACCAGAUCAUUCACACAGGAGAGAAGCCCUAUCACUGCUCACAGUGUGGGAAGAGUUUUACUCGACAGAGUACUCUGAAAGCACACCAGGCCAUUCACACAGGACAGACCUAUGAAGUUAUGAUCAUGCCAUUUAAAAUUCUGGAGUUCGGUUUAUUAAGACUUUUGGCCUCUUUCUUCCAUAUUCUUAUAAUGGACUCAGCCGAGACCCGACCAUGCUCUUUCAGAAAAACUUCAAAUACUCUUCUUCCUGUUGAUUCACAGCCUCACGGGGAUGUGCAGAAAGAAACUUGUACAGCUUUAAGUGGAGGCGCAUUGAGCUCUCUGGGAGACAUCAUCCUUGGGGACCAUUAUGAACAAGUAAAAAAGGAAGAACCUGAAGAUGAAGACUACCUCUAUUAUCGACUUUCAGGUGAAGUGACAUCAAGUUCUCUAGGGGGCAUGACUCCUGUGGACCAACAGAAAAAAGAAGAACAUGAAGAUAAAGACUACCUCAGUGGAGAAACAUCAAGCUUUGUGGGACAUAUCCCCCUUGUAGACCAACAGAAGCAUGUAAUAAAAGAGGAACCUGAAGAUGAAGAUUAUCUUUGUGGUGGAACAUCAAGCUCUGUCACCCAUGUGGACGAACAGAAUGAGGAGGUUCUUAAGAAGGAAAUAAAAGUUGAAGAGUCUAAAGAUGAAGAGUACUUCUGUAGAACAACAGUCUGUGAAAUGAACAACCCCCAGUUACAAGCCUUCACCUGCUCGUGGUGUCCACUUGUCUGUAUAUCUCAGAGUGACCUCCACAAACACAUGAGAAGAUGCCACUAUGAGGAUUAUAUGAAACUCAUGAAAUCAGGAAAGGUGGAAUAUGAGAAACCAAUGCCUACAGGAAACUCAGACAGUCAGCAAACAAUCUCUGGUAUUCUCAACUGUCAUAUCACUCAUAGAGAAAUGCAAGGAGGUAUCUUUCACUGCUCACAGUGUGGGAAGAGUUUUACUGACCAGAGUACUCACCGACAGCAUCAAUGCAAUCACACAGCAGAGAAGCUGCAUCACUGCUCCGAGUGUGGGAAGAACUUUGCCCAACAGAGCCAACUCCAACGCCACCAACGCAUUCACACAGGAGAGAAGCCUUAUAACUGCUCAGAGUGUGGAAAGACAUUCAUUGGGAAGAAUACUCUUAAAGCACACCAGCACACUCACACAGGAGAGAAGCUGCAUCACUGCUUACAGUGUGGGAAGAGUUUUGCCCAACACGGUAAUCUCCAACGACACCAGCGCAUUCACAAUGGAGGGAAGCCGUAUAAGUGCUCACAAUGUGGGAAGGGUUUCGGCCAGCAGGGUAAUCUCCAGCGUCACCAACGUGUUCACAACGGAGAGAAGCCAUAUUACUGCUCACAGUGCGGGAUGUGUUUUACCCAGCAGAGUAAUCUUCAGCGACACCAGCGCAUUCACAAUGGCGAGAAGCCGUACCGCUGCUCACAGUGUGGGAAGAGUUUUGUAAACAACUGUAGUCUCCGAACACACCAGCUCAUUCACAACGGAGAGAAGCCACACCACUGCUCAGAGUGUGGGAAAAGUUUUAUAUACAAGAGUGAUUUCCAGAUACACCAGCGCAUUCACACAGGAGAGAAACCGUAUAACUGCUCAGAGUGUGGGAAACGUUUUACAACCAUGAGUAAUUUCCAACGGCAUCAGCGCAUUCACACAGCAGAGAAGCCACAUCACUGUACACACUGUGGAAAGAAUUUUAUUCAUGAGAAUCAACUCCAGAAACACCAGCGCAUUCACACAGGAGAGAAGCCGUAUCAGUGCUCAGAGUGUGGGAAGAGCUUUAGUUACAAGAGUCCCCUCGAGAAACACCAGCGCGUUCACAUGGCAGAGAAGCCGAUUCAGUGCUUGGUGUGGACGGAAAUUAAUUUAUUCACAGCUGAAGAUACAAGAGUGGACCUACAUGGAGCUAUCAGUUUGUAAUGCACGAUCUCUAAAUGAAGUAUUGUAAUUAAUAUAAUUGCUGUUUAAACAAACUAUACAGCACUUGAAGGGAGUCUGUACUCACUUGUAUGCACUAUUUUGCACUUUUAUAUUUUGUUCUUUUUAAUAGCAAAAAUUUUUUUGCAUGCCCAAACUUCUUGUAAGCUUCCAAUACCACACUUUACCCUUGCCUAGCCCCACAGGCUGAUGGACUAUCUACACUCCCAAACUGAGUAGUGUGGUGUGUAUAGAGUUUGUACAUCACUUAACACAAGUGUUGCAUUGGCUUUUCAGCUGGUGUGGAUUAAGUACUUUUAAAUGAGAAGUACAGGUAUCAGAGCCAUCAAUGUGUAUGCAGGGGUAUUACAAAACAACGUAAACCCAUAAAAAUAUAUUAAAAUCUCCAGUCAGCUUGUUUUCAGAUAUACUAAUAACACCAUUAUCUAUAACUCCUACAGUAAAUUAAAAUAUUAAAAUGUAUAUCCAUAACAGUGUGAAAUUACAAAGAUGCUGUUCUUAGAAUGGGAAGUGUCCAUACAAUAACAUUAUAAGAUCACGCACCUCUUUAAGGGUACUAACUAUAAAACCACAAAUAGUUAAAUUGCCUGAUACACCAUCUGUGUCCGGAACACUACCUUUGCUCCUGGUGUUUUCUAAAGACGCACGUUAUAAUUGUGUUGAUCGUGUUUUCUGGUGGCUUACUGGUUAGCAUGUUUGCCUCGCACCCUUGGGGGUUUGAAUCCCACAACCGCAUUGUGUACAGAGAGCUUGUAUGUUCUCCCUGUGCUUUGCGGGUUUCCUCACGGUAAUCCAGUUUCCUCCCUUAGUCCAAAGACAUGCGUU
This is a messenger RNA of Ictalurus furcatus (blue catfish), 5520 nucleotides long. Its product is annotated as zinc finger protein 850-like. The transcript has 18 exons. The record is from RefSeq and is a predicted model, not a curated record. Gene Ontology annotation, cellular component: nucleus. Bases 124 to 4677 code for a protein of 1517 amino acids. NCBI's taxonomy places the organism in Eukaryota, Metazoa, Chordata, Actinopteri, Siluriformes, Ictaluridae.